Molecule: messenger RNA, 1191 nt
Organism: Peronospora matthiolae
Lineage: Eukaryota; Oomycota; Peronosporomycetes; Peronosporales; Peronosporaceae
Source: the annotation of a GenBank genome assembly
AUGGUAGAGUUUGCCAUUAACAACUCGGUGCAUGCGUCCACGACCCAUACACCGUUUUACGUGAAUGGCUUGCGCCAUCCGCGUGUACCCACCUUACUAGAGUGUAACUCUGGUUUAAGGGGGGGAUGGACUCGCGCGAGCAAAAACCGAUUUGGUUCACGCUCAUCAUGCUCUGACAAAGAAGUCAUUGCGUUUGAUGCCGAUAUCGAUAACAUCGAUAUCGAAGAAGAUGAUGCCAGUGAGAGUGCGGAAGCCCUCACUGAAGACAAUGAUCCCAGUGAGAGUGCGGAAGCCCUCACUGAAGAAAAGGUUGAUGUUGCUGCAGUGCGCUCACAGCACACUGAAGCUAACGAGUCAUCAGAUGAGUUCAUACUGGCUCGUGAAACGGUAGUCCGUUUUGUGCAAGACUACAUCGCCGAAGCGGUGGAUAAGCAAAAGCAAAACGCUGAAAAGAAUGGAAGGGCAAACACUCUUUUAUUUAAUAAAGGUGACUUAGUCCUACUGUCUACGGUUAAUCUACCAAAGCAUGUAAUGACUAACUUGGGUAGCAGUAAACUACUACCCAAGUACAUUGGCCCAUUUCGUGUAUUGCACCGCCUAGGCAAUGCAUACACGAUCGAGUUGCCACGUAAGAUGCGAACGCAUCCCACGUUUUACGUUGGUCGGCUUAAGCCGUACCAUCAGUACGCUGCUUCUUCCGAUGAAGAACGCCCUUGCGCUCAAGCAUCUCGCAGAGAGCGUUGUGCUCCCGAUGGUGGGCAUCAACAAGGGUCUGAAGAGCAGCUAUCUCAUCCCGAGACCGAUCAACAAUCCCACGAGCUACCCUUAGCUCGUCACGAAGAGAUGUCAGAGAUCUCUCGUUCUCAAGCUGAGCAAAGGCAAACUCAGCUCGAUGCUUCGAAGCAGUGUCCGCCAUUUGGAGACGCCUAUUCCGCUCAUGUUCGAGAUCGUCGCGUAACCCUUGCGUUACGCGAUCAAAGAAGCUCUCGGGAACACACCGAUCCACAUGAUCGUGUGGAGAGCGUCUUUCCUCCUCCUCCACCUCCUCUGAAGGACUCUCGUGAUGGCCAGCGCUAUCUGAUGAAGCGGCUAUUGAGCCGCCGCGACGUGAACGGACGUCGGACGAGUUAUCUCGUCAGGUGGCGCGGUUAUCCCCCGUCCUGGGAUACUUGGGAGCCCGCUCCCAACUGA